GCGACCGGGCGACGUGUUAUCACUAGCUCGACGAUCGACUCGACUCGUGAGUGAGAUUGUGAAUUCUGAAAUUCUGUGCGGUGAUCUCGUGCUGUGUAGGCCUUAUUUUGGCUCGAUUAUGCCGUUGGUAAUUAUGUGUGGGUACCCGAGUAGCGGGAAGAGUAAACGAUCUAACCAGCUCCAGUCAUUUAUUGAAUCAUCUACUGACAAAAAAUGCCUUAUCAUUAACGACGACAGCUUUGGAACAGACAAAAACGAUGUCUAUGCAGAUUCCAAGAAAGAAAAAGAUGCCAGAGGAAAGCUCAAGUCAUCAACUCAAAGAUUGCUUUCUAAAGAUGAUCUUGUCAUUUUGGACUCCCUGAAUUACAUUAAAGGUUUCAGGUAUGAGCUGUACUGUGCUGUUAAAUCAUCUCAGACUCCUCAUUGUGUGAUUUUCUGUGAUACUCCUGUUGAGGUGGCGACAACGUGGAAUUCAGAAAGAGAGGAUCAGGAAAAAUAUACAAAGGAAAUAUUUGAUGGUUUGGUGAUGAGAUUUGAGGCUCCCGUCUCCAAGAAUAGAUGGGAUUCUCCUCUGUUCUCCAUAGCUCCUUCAGAUGAACUGCCAUGUCAGGAAAUAUACGAUGCCCUAUUCCUCAGGAAAGCUCCUCCACGUAACUUAUCGACAGUGUCUCAACCUCUGUCAGCAACUAAUUUUCUAUAUGAACUGGACAAGAGAACACAGGAAGCAGUGACGACUCUGAUGAGUGCACAGAAGACCAGCAUACCAGGGGAUGAUAUUUCAAUACCAGGAGCUAAGGACAAAGUUCAUCUAGCAAGAUCAAUCAACAAUGCCGAGCUACAGAGGAUAAGGAGGCAGUUCAUCACCUACACCAAGCUACAUGCAAUAGAAGAUAUCUCCAUGCUUGCAAACAUGUUUGUCCAGUACAUCAAUAACAGUAUUAAAUGACCAUGGGACAUCUGGACUGAACUGUACUCAUAUUUGCAAUAUAUUUAAAGGAAGUUUUUUAGAAGUGUGCUGAAUUUUUUCAACCAGGCUUCUUUAACUGUUUGAGGUAUAUGAGCUCCACUAUAUUCCUGUCAGUGAUCUGCUGGCAAAAGUGAUGUAACGAUGGUCCUGACAACACCAGCUUGGCCUGAAGAAGCCCUCAUUGGUUAACUAUAACCAGUACUUGUAUUUUCAGCCGAUGAUUAGGUUCCGACAAGUUCACCUCUAGGAUGGUCUUCUAUUUGCAUUUGCCUUGCAUCCAGGUAUAAAUGUAGAUGCAAAACUAAUGUAACAUUUACAAUGGCAUAUUGGUGUCAUGAGGUCGUGGUCUGGUGGAAACAUCACUGGACUGUGGAUCACAUGGUGCAUGGUUUGAGUGCUGCAGCGGCACUAACAUCUUUUGAUAUUAAUCAACAUUUGCCACAUUCUACCCAGGUGAGGUAAAUGGGUAGAAUUUGUAAGAGAUUCCUUGAAUGUUUGAGCGCCUUUUCAUGGUAGCAUGGGUAAAGCCAGGGUAACAAUAUGAUUGCAGAGCCCUCAGGGACUACACAGUAUUAAUACUGAAGAGGCUACCCUGAGUAAACAGGACAUAUUAUUAUCAUUAUUAUUAUUAUCGGAUACAGACACUAAUUCAAGGCUUAAGAAUAAAUUCAUGCAAGUUGAUUUUAAAUAUUAAGAUUUGUUACUUCUAAAGCAACUAUUAAAGUGCAUCUUAGAAAAAUCAAUAUUAUUAUAAUCUAUGGCUUAUAAGCUUUCCGUUGAUAUAUAAUUCAUCAUAUUUUAUUUUUCAGUUUGGAUAUGGUUUUUAAACACAAAAAUAUAAAUUGUCUUGAUUGUUGAUGAAGGAAUAUCAUCAUUUGGAAAAGAAGGGCAUUCAAGAAUAUAUGUGUUCAUCAUGUAUUUGGUCACAGGCGUAAGAAAAUGGUAAUAUGUGAACAUUCAUGCCCUCAAAAUGCUGAACAGUGUUCAACGGUGAUCAAGAAUGUAAAUGAUGUAACUCAAAAAGUAUGAAUAGCUUAUCGGUAUGUCUGUAUAGAUUUCUCAUAUGUUACUCAUAAUUUGUGCUAAAAUAAUCUAUUAAACUUGUUUUGAUAAAAAAGAA
Messenger RNA from Strongylocentrotus purpuratus (purple sea urchin), 2087 nucleotides. Its product is annotated as protein KTI12 homolog. NCBI's taxonomy places the organism in Eukaryota, Metazoa, Echinodermata, Echinoidea, Camarodonta, Strongylocentrotidae. The transcript has 9 exons. Bases 119 to 946 code for a protein of 275 amino acids. The record is from RefSeq and is a predicted model, not a curated record.